AUGUCGCAGUACAUUCCCCAAAUUUCCUCCGUCUCCCUUCUCAAUAAGGUGGUUCUCAUAACUGGCGGUGCCAACGGCAUCGGUGCCAGUUUGGUUCAGCAAUGUCUGGAAAGCGGCGCCAACGUGUGCUUUGGGGACCUGGACAAUAUCGGGGGUGACCGUCUGCUUAGAAGAUGCUGCGAUGAAUUCAAACCAGAGGAAUCUGGACAGCCCCCACGCGCGAUCUUCCAGAGUACCGACGUAACCAAUUACCAAUCGGUGCUAGCCUUAUUCGAUUUGGCCUUCCAAACCUAUAAACGGAUCGAUCACGUCGUUUCUGCGGCUGGUAUCGUAGAGAUUGGCAAUUGGUUCGACUUUGGGCUGACUCUGCAGACCGUCCGCCAGACUCCCACCCACAAAGUGUUAGACGUCAACCUGCUUGGCUCGAUGUACGUCUCUCGAAUUGCAUCGGUCUACCUACGACACAACCGUGGCCCCGGUGCUGAUCGAUCUAUUCUGCUCUUUUCGUCAGUCUCGGGAUUCAAGCAGAGCCCGUCUCUUUUUGUUUAUCAGGCUGCCCAGCAUGGCGUUGUUGGCCUCAUGCGUUCCUUGCGCAGCUACAUUUCCUCUCCAUAUAAGCAUUAUUUGCGCAUCAACACUGUUUGUCCCUGGAUGACCCAAACUGAAUCCAUGAAGAAGAUUGAGCAGCAGUGGAAGCAGGCGAGCCUGCCAACAAAUUCCCCUCGAGAGGUCUCCACCGUGGCCACGGGUAUCUUGUCCGACCAAUCGUUGAAUGGCAAGUCCAUGUUCGUUGAGGGUGGGCGUGCUUGGGAAAUUGAAGAGAACAUCGAGCGACUCGAAGCCCAAUGGCUUGGCGAAGCUCCAUCGAAGGCCCUUGCAGCCGGACAGGAGCUACUGGACGAUGGAACUAUUUGGACUGCCGCACCUCGUAAGAGGAGCAGCAUCUCUAAUGGAAUCCCUCCUGGUGUGCCUCUCAACAAGAUUAAUGGCGUCCAGCCGAAUGGCGUGAAGAUAAUUGCCGUUAACGGACAUACCAAUGGACACACCAAUGAUCACACCAAUGGAAUUACAAAUGGAGUGCAUUAG
Molecule: messenger RNA, 1086 nt
Organism: Penicillium macrosclerotiorum
Lineage: Eukaryota; Fungi; Ascomycota; Eurotiomycetes; Eurotiales; Aspergillaceae
Product: putative 3-hydroxyacyl-CoA dehydrogenase
Exons: 3
Coding region: 1-1086 (361 amino acids)
Cellular component (GO): cytoplasm
Molecular function (GO): oxidoreductase activity, acting on the CH-OH group of donors, NAD or NADP as acceptor
Source: RefSeq, a predicted model, not a curated record